Messenger RNA from Closterium sp. Yama58-4, 1992 nucleotides. The record is from the annotation of a GenBank genome assembly. Lineage: Eukaryota; Viridiplantae; Streptophyta; Zygnematophyceae; Desmidiales; Closteriaceae.
AUGCUGCUGCGCACGGCCACAGUGCUGGUUGAAGAAGGUGACGGGUUCGUCGAGGAUGAGAGCUGGGACAUAAGCCCGGGCGAGGUCACGCGUCGUCUAACCCUACUAGCUAGAAUGAUGGCGCAGACCUUCUGUAACUUGACGGCCCGCGACAGGAGUAUCACUCGUGACGUCACUGAUCAGACCGUCCAUUACUGCUGCGACGCCCUCGACAACAUGGCGGAGCUCCGCCAUGGAAACGAGGAUCGGCGGCGGGAAGCACAAACGGCGGCCGAGUUUCGCGUGCAGAUCGGUUCGACUCUCUCUAUCUUGCAGGCCAGUAUACUAAGCGUGAAAGAUCAGGUUCGCCAGUCAGGAGGGGAGAUGAAGGAGGGGAUGGUGAGGGAGGUGGAAGAGAGGUUGAAGGCGGUUUUGAGAGAGGACACCGAGCGGCGGAAGAGGGAGAGACUGCAUGAGGAGGCGCGAAGGGAGAAGGAGGCGGUUAAGAGGAAGGAAGCAGAGGACGCCGAGAGACGGAAGAAGGAGACGAGGGAUGGCAUUAAGGAGUUGAAGGAGGUGAUGAAGUCGAUGAAGGAGUUGAAGGCGGGUAUGAAGGAGAUGAAGCAUGGUAUGUUACAGCAGGUGGUAGAGAGGAUGACAGCGGUUCUGAGAGAGGACUCUGAGCGGCAGAAAAGGGAGAGACAGCGGGAGACAGAACGGCGGCAGAAGGAGGAGGCGAGCAGGAAGGAAGCCGAUGAUGCCGAGCGACAUAAGAAGGAGAAGCAUCAGGAUGAGGACCGCCGAAAGAAGGAAGAGGCGAGGAGGAAGGAAGCCGAGGAAGCCGAGAGACGAGAGGCGAAGAAACAGGAGGAGGAAGAGCGUCGGCAUAAGGAAAUGGAGGAGGGGAUGAAGGAGAUGAAGAAGUUGAUGAAGGAGAUGAAGGCGGGGAUGGAGGAGUUUAAGGAGGGGAUGCUAAGUGAGGUGGAAAAGAGGUUAACAGCGGUUUUGAGAGUGGACUCCGAGCGGCAGCAAACGGAGGAGGCGGCGACGAAGGAAGCUGAGAAUGCCAAGGGGCUGCUGCGGGAGAAUCAGCGGGAGGAGGAGCGGGAGCGGCGGCAGAAGGAGGAGGCGAAGAAGAAGGAAGCAGAGGAUGCCGAGCGGUUUCAGAGGGAGAAUCAGCGGGAGGAGGAUCGGCGGCAGAAGGAGGAGGCGAAGCGGAAGGAAGCGGAGGAUGCCGAGCGGCUUCAGAGGGAGAAUCAGCAGGAGGAGGAUCGGCGGGAGAAGGAGGAGGCAAAAAAUAAGGAAGCAGAGGAUGCGGAGCGGCUGCAGAGGGAGCAACUGCAGAAAGAGGAGCGACGGCAGAAGGAGGAGGCGAAGCGGAAGGAAGCGGAGCAUGCCGAGCGGCUGCAGAGGGAGAAUCAGCAGGAGGAGGAUCGGCGGCAUAAGGUGGAGGCGAAGCGGAAGGAAGCGGAGGGUGCCGAGCGAAUGCAGAGGGAGAAUCAACAGGAGGAGGAGUGGCGGCAGAAAGAGGAGGCAAAGUGGAAGGAAGCGGAGGAUGCCGAGCGGCUGCAGAGGGAGAAUCAGCAGGAGGAGGAGCGGCGGCAGAAAGUGGAGGCGAAGCGGAAGGAAGCAGAGGAUGCCGAGCGGCUGCAACGGAAGAAACAUCAGGAGAAGCAGCACGAGCGAAAGCAUCGGCGAGCUCUGAAAAUGGCCAGAAUAGCGUCUUUUGAGGAAGAACAAAGGCUACUGGAAGCUAAGGUCAAGGCCAUGGCCGUAGAAAAGGAGCGAUUGGCACGGGAGAUGGAGGAGGAGGAGUCGACAACGCAGGGGGAGGGGACUGGUGGAACUAGGGAGGAGGAGGAAAUCACUGAGGGCCUGGAGAUGGUGCGGUUGGAAGAGGGGGGGGGAGGCGAAUGGAGCAGAUGCCACGGCUAUUGUUGUCGGACAGAACGGAGAGGGGUCAAGAAGGCGGCCAAGGGAGGAGGAGAGAGAGCCGGAGGGACAUGCGUAUAA